AUGACACGAUUCAGACCUUGCAUCGACCUGCACGCGGGCCAGGUCAAGCAGAUUGUGGGCGGCACCCUCGACAGCACGACGACGGCCCUGCAGACCAACUUUGUGUCGCCGCACCCGCCGGCGCACUUUGCCAAGCUGUACCGGGACCAUAACCUCACAGGCGCCCAUGGCAGGUAUAGCCAGGAGAGGCUCGAUGCCGUGCUCCAUGCGCUCGGCGGCGACAAGGAGCGGCUCGUCAUCGACCUCAGCUGCCGCCGGCGCGGCGACGACCGGUGGUUCGUGGCCAUGAACAAGUGGCAGACCAUCACAGACAUGGAGGUCAACGCCGAGAGCAUCCGGCAGCUGGAGCCCUACUGCUCCGAAUUUCUGAUCCACGCCGCCGACAACGAGGGCCUGCAGAAGGGCGUCGACAAGACGCUCGUGCAGAGGCUGGCCGAGUGGGCCAGCAUCCCCGUAACGUACGCCGGCGGCGGCCGCCACCUCGAGGAUCUGGAUGCCGUCAAGAGGCUCAGCGACGGCAAGGUCGACCUGACCAUCGGCAGCGCUCUCGAUUGUUUCGGGGGCAACGGCGUGAAGCUCGAGGAGUGCGUGCAGUGGAACCGACAACAGCCCGAAUCCGGCGCUUGA
Messenger RNA from Verticillium alfalfae VaMs.102, 627 nucleotides. RefSeq names its product 5-proFAR isomerase. Gene Ontology annotation, molecular function: 1-(5-phosphoribosyl)-5-[(5-phosphoribosylamino)methylideneamino]imidazole-4-carboxamide isomerase activity. Lineage: Eukaryota; Fungi; Ascomycota; Sordariomycetes; Glomerellales; Plectosphaerellaceae. Gene Ontology annotation, cellular component: cytoplasm. The transcript has 2 exons. Bases 1 to 627 code for a protein of 208 amino acids. The record is from RefSeq and is a predicted model, not a curated record. Gene Ontology annotation, biological process: L-tryptophan biosynthetic process; L-histidine biosynthetic process.